AUGUUCCCUAAAGAUCUCCAGAGAGCUCUCGAUGAGCGUGUUGCACUUGCCGCAUCACGUGGCUUCACUCACGAGUAUCAGACCGAGCGAGAAAGAGAGGACAACGUUAUAUGCCAUAAAGCGCUAGCACCUGCUACAGUCAACAAAUAUGAUAAAUCUGUCUUGAACUGGGCUCUAUGGAGACUUUCUCGAAACGAAGCGGCCGAUGCCAACUUUUCCAAAGAUGAACCAGACCCAACUCCGCAAAUCUUGAAAUCUUUUGCGGAGGAUUAUGUUGCAACAAGAAAAAACCUUCCUUCACAGAAGACUGCUUGUCUAAAUCUUAUCAGCUUCACUUCGAGAUGGGAGCGAGAAACCUCUCGCUCACUUCCUCGUGAAAUCAAGGAUGAUGUCCUGAAUUUCAUUAGGACAGAUUUGACAGCCAAGUACAAUCUACCGACGAAGCCGCGAGAACGCUCCACAGUCACAGCUAAGGAUAUAGAAUAUCUUCUUCGCGGUCUUUUUGGCAACGAUUGGCACGAUUACAGACACGAGAGGGCACGUGUCCAGACUGGAAGUGCUCUCGCAAUGUUUUCUGGAUCUGGUGCUAGGGCGGGUGCUGUGGUUGAGUCAAGUGCUUAUCGCAACACCAACGAAUGUUUAUACUACAGGCAUAUCACAUUGAAUGUCAAAUGGAGCCCUCAAACUGGUUCUCUCAAACGUUGGGUAACAAUCGAUCCAGAGUUUCUGAAAGGAUGGCGUUGUCGCGACGAUACAAUUUUGAACUGGUUCAGAGAACAUCCAGUUCUUGGGAUGAAUUUUGUUUUUUGGGUGAUAGUGCAUGGCAUAGCUGACGGUGCUUUCAAAGGCCUCAGUACUGUAGCGGAGGUUCUCAAUGUAAAGCCCCCCAAGGGUAGAGAAUCAUAUACGCUCAAGUGGGAGGAGAGUGUGAGAGAUACUCCUUUUUUUCGAAUGGUUACGCCGGAAGGACCCAAACAAAAUGGAGCAUUGACGUUCUCUUCAUUGCGACACAACUUUACGAGUCUGGCUCGUCGGGAGUGCUUCAGAGAUGUAUUACGCGUGCAUGGGAUUCGUGGUGGUGUAGCGAACCGCAUUGACCCAAAGGCAUCCGAGGCGACACGGGGCCAAGCGCUUGACCAUCAAAACCAUGAUACCUAUAUCAAAUACCAAUCCUCUGUUAAGUCGCUGGAUAUCCAGGCGUUAUUUUACGACUUAGAGCCCGACUACGAAUGCCGGGAUAUGGAGCAAAGCAUGGCUCACCACCGAGACCCUAACGCUCCCCAGCAACUCGAUGCGGCUGCUAUCACUGCAUUUAGAGAGAGGGAUGAUAUCAAGAGGAUAAACGAGAACAUUGCGUCAUUGACCUCUAGGAUUGCUGGAAAACCUAGGCUUCAUGAACAACUUGCCAUUGAACGUACGCAGCUCUAUAACAAGAAAGCGAAGCUCUUGCUGGCUUGGAAGAAAGACUUUGUUCAAAGGUGGUGGGAUUCUGCGUACGAAGAAUAUGUUUCCGGCAAUGAUUUCUCAGAGCGGGAUAAAACACCAGUAUUCGACAUAUACAAAAAGUACCUACCGGAACGAGCCCGCCUCAGAGAUUUCCUAUUUACGAAAACAACGCUGGAUAGCAACAUUGGUCAACAGUGCCUACGGGACAUGGUUGCGCUCUGCACAUCGAGAGAGCGCGUCGUUUACUACCCAAAUAUGCUUCCUGAAGACGGCCAAUGUCCAGUCUGUUCCACAUCUAUGUUCGAUAUCGCGAUGCAGGGAAGAGCAAAACAUAUCCUACAGUGUAAAAGAAGGUCUUUAGGUGGACCACAAUACCAGCAACGAUACAGAAAUGAAAAACGUGCCCAUCGACGCGUAAAACGCAACUUUGUUCAGUUUUGCUAUCUCUGUGCGGAGGUAGUCUGUGACGAAGACGCAUGGUCAAACCAUUGCCGAAGCCACCUCGACAAUCUUCAGCCUCGAUGUGGUAUUUUGACAUUUCGCUAUACACUUGUUGCCCCUGGCUUCUGCCCAUUCUGCUUAGGCGACAAAGGAAAAGCCCCAGACGAGAGGUUCCAGCAAUGGAUAUCCAAAGCAACUCUCUUAAACCACAUCGACAAGCAUUUUGAUUCUCUGGACCCUUUGACAGCUGUCUUCUGCCCACACCCAUGUUGUCAAAAGAAGGAGUAUCAAGAUCUGUCCCAUCUUCGUCGCCACAUGUUUGAUUCACACUCUAUUGAGGAGCCGCGCUCGAAUUGUGUCAAGCGAAAAAGGAAGUGGCAGGCUGAACCUGUGCCUCUAAAUGAUUGGGAUGAAAGGCACGAUAUAGAAACAAUUUCUGAGGACUGUCUUACGCCUAUAUUGGCCGACCGAAAAAGAAUGCGCGUGUCUGAGUGUGAGGCUACAAAGACGUACCAAGAUGACCGGGCUCAAAGGACAAUGUCCAAUCCAGAAGGCUGCUACGGCAAGCCUGUAUUGACCGACAUCGACGACAUCCAAACCUCUGAUGAGGAUGCAUUUAUGGAAGAGCUCAUACAACUUGGUGAUUGCCAGAUGCUGAGCCUAGAGGCUGAGCGUAUACUAGAAAGCCUGUGA
Penicillium antarcticum is the source of this 2580-nucleotide messenger RNA. RefSeq lists its product as uncharacterized. The coding region runs from base 1 to 2580 and encodes 859 amino acids. Lineage: Eukaryota; Fungi; Ascomycota; Eurotiomycetes; Eurotiales; Aspergillaceae. The record is from RefSeq and is a predicted model, not a curated record. The transcript has 7 exons.